UGUGUUGACGCGUCCAAAAAUCAUCCUUUCAAUUUAACUAAACCGACAACAAGUGACUUAAUCCCUGAAACUUUGGAAACCCUUUCUUCUCAAUUGCGCAUUCUUCAUCAAAAACCCACAAAGAUAAAACCACUCUUUCUCAAUUAAUCAGUUCCUAUUUCUCUUUCUCCAACCAAAAUCAAUAACAAACAAAAACUCAAAACCUUCUCAAACGACCCAAUGACCUCAAAGCUAGUUGCUUCCACUCUCCGUCAACAUCUCACCAAAAAUACAAAUCUCCUCCGCCGCCACCCACUUUCCACAGCCACCGCAGCAGCCUUAACGGCGGAACCCCAAACCCAUGAAGAAACCGGUGGAAUCACGAUGAAGGGUGUCAAAAUCUCCGGCAGACCCCUUUACCUAGACGUUCAAGCCACGUCACCUGUUGACCCUCGUGUCCUCGACGCUAUGCUUCCUUUCUAUCUCUCUCGCUAUGGAAACCCUCACUCUCGCACUCAUUUCUACGGUUGGGAAUCCGAUAACGCCGUCGAACACGCUCGUUCUCAGGUGGCUUCUCUCAUCGGAGCUUCACCUAAAGAAAUCGUUUUUACCUCCGGUGCUACUGAAUCCAACAAUAUUUCGAUCAAGGGUGUUAUGCAUUUCUACAAGGAGAAGAAAAAACACGUGAUAACCACGCAAACGGAACAUAAGUGUGUUCUUGAUUCUUGUCGUCAUCUUCAACAGGAGGGUUUUGAUGUUACUUAUCUUCCUGUUGAGUCUGAUGGGUUGGUUGAUUUGGAGAAGCUUAGGGAUUCUAUUAGGCCUGAUACUGGUCUUGUUUCUGUUAUGGCUGUGAAUAAUGAGAUUGGUGUUGUUCAACCUAUGGAGGAAAUUGGAAAGAUUUGUAAGGAGUUUAAUGUUCCUUUUCAUACUGAUGCAGCUCAAGCUUUAGGGAAGAUUCAUGUUGAUGUUGAUAAGUGGAACGUGAGUUUGAUGUCGUUGAGUGGUCAUAAGAUUUAUGGGCCAAAAGGGGUUGGAGCUUUGUAUCUUAGGAGGAGACCUAGGAUUCGUGUCGAGCCUCAGAUGAAUGGUGGUGGACAAGAGAGAGGGAUUCGGAGCGGGACUUUGGCUACACCUUUGGUUGUUGGAAUGGGUGCUGCUUGUGAGGUUGCUAUGAAGGAAAUGGAAUAUGAUGAGAAGAGGAUUUCAGCGUUGCAGCAACGGUUGCUUAAUGGGAUUAGAGAGAAACUUGAUGGGGUGGUUGUGAAUGGAAGUAUGGAAAGGCGAUAUGUUGGGAAUCUCAAUUUGUCGUUUGCUUAUGUUGAAGGGGAGAGUUUGCUUAUGGGGUUGAAGGAGGUUGCUGUGUCUAGUGGUAGUGCUUGUACUAGUGCUAGUUUAGAGCCUUCUUAUGUUUUGAGGGCAUUGGGAGUGGAAGAGGAUAUGGCUCAUACUUCUAUUAGGUUUGGUAUUGGGAGGUUCACUACCGAGGCUGAAAUUGAUAGGGCGGUUCAUCUCACGGUUCAACAGGUCGAGAAGCUGAGGGAAAUGAGUCCACUUUAUGAAAUGGUGAAGGAAGGCAUCAACAUCAAGGAUAUUCAAUGGUCACAGCACUGAUUAUUGAGUGCAGCAAGCAUGGAAGCUAAUUGGGAAUGCCUUGGCUAUUAUUGAUGUCAUGGGACAUUAUGGUAUCUUGGAGAAUGUUAUUCCUUCAUCAAGUCUCCAACUAAUGUUAUACCUUGAAGUACAAGAAUAGCAGUGGGCUUCUUUUGUUAAAUGAAGAGAAUUUAAAUUUAAAAAAUUGUGCAAGCCGAGCUUGAGUGAUUUGGUGAAAAUUGUAAUGGUGAGGCUGAGGCUCUGCAGCUGUCUACUGUAUUUUAAGUGAAUGAAACAACUUAACACAACUUGUGAACACAUUUCGCAUUUUCUAUUAUGAUUAAGAUCAAAUAAGAACAGAGUCUAUGAUUCUACAUCUA
Messenger RNA from Cicer arietinum (chickpea), 1952 nucleotides. Its product is annotated as cysteine desulfurase, mitochondrial. Gene Ontology annotation, cellular component: mitochondrion; cytosol. NCBI's taxonomy places the organism in Eukaryota, Viridiplantae, Streptophyta, Magnoliopsida, Fabales, Fabaceae. Gene Ontology annotation, molecular function: pyridoxal phosphate binding; cysteine desulfurase activity. Gene Ontology annotation, biological process: [2Fe-2S] cluster assembly. The record is from RefSeq and is a predicted model, not a curated record.